Gadus chalcogrammus (walleye pollock) is the source of this 5074-nucleotide messenger RNA. RefSeq names its product collagen alpha-2(VI) chain-like. Bases 159 to 3269 code for a protein of 1036 amino acids. The record is from RefSeq and is a predicted model, not a curated record. The transcript is spliced from 28 exons. Lineage: Eukaryota; Metazoa; Chordata; Actinopteri; Gadiformes; Gadidae.
CUCACGUGUCUGAGCGCAGAUCUAAAGCAGCGCUGUUAAACCCUGAUGUGUUGUCCGGUAGAGAUGCCUCUCCCCACAGAUCAUUAAAUAAAUUUCCUUCCAUUUCCAAACGUUGCAGGUAAACUAAACGUUUACUGUCGCCUGGAUCGGGUGAGCGGAUGAUGGCUCUUAUUUUAGCGUUUAUCCUUUUGAGCCUUCUGAAAAAUGCACUUCCACAAGAUCUGAGCGAGCGAGGACCGAGACGAGGGGACUGGCCCGACCCGACCCUCCCUCCCGCACCCUACCCGACCCCUCCGCCCAAUAAAGGUUGUAAGAAGGUGGUGGACUGCCCCGUGCGGCUUUUCUUCACCAUCGACACGUCGGAAAGCAUCUCCCUGCAGGAGUCGCCCCCCGGGGUGCUGGUGGACAACAUCAAGGAGUUCACCAAGCUGUUCGCCGAGCGGCUGACCGACGAGGAGUACCAGGGGGGCCGUGUGCGCCUCACCUGGUCGGUGGGUGGGCUGCACUACUCCCAGAGGCAGGUGGUGUUCAGCCACUUCUCCACCCGGCAGAGCUUCAUCCGCAGCCUGAGCAGCAUCAGCUACCUGGGCCGGGGCACCUUCACCGACUGCGCCCUGGGCAACAUGACCUCGCUGAUGACGCGCCACGCCGCGGACCAGAGGGCCGCGCUCUUCUCCGUGGUCAUUACCGACGGCCAUGUCACCGGGAGCCCGUGCGGCGGCAUGAGGAGCAGCGCGGAGAAGGCCCGUGAACAAGGCAUCAGGGUGUUCUCGGUGGCAGCCUCGCGGACGGUGGACGAGGCGGGGCUGAGGGAGAUCGCCAGCCCCCCCGCUGAGGUGUACCGCGACGGCUACAUCGCCGUGGACCUGGUGGGCGGCCGGCCCCGCAUCAUGACCGACACCAUCGACCGCAUCCUGAAAGUCAUGAAACACCAAGCGUAUCUGCAGUGCUACAAGGACUCCUGCCUGGAGACGCCUGGCAGCAUGGGGCCAAAGGGGUACCGAGGUGCAAAGGGGAACAAGGGAGAAGGGGGUCACCCCGGUGGUAAAGGGGAGCAGGGCUAUCAGGGCGAUCCUGGAAUCGAAGGACCAAUUGGUCAUCCCGGCUCCAAGGGAGAGAUCGGGCUGAUGGGAGACAGGGGUGAGAUUGGAUACACAGGAGCAAAGGGUUCUGGUGGAGCGGCUGGCAGGAAUGGGACUGAUGGAUUCAAAGGCAAGACCGGGCGCAUCGGAACCCCUGGCUGCCAGGGAGGGGCCGGGGAUAAGGGAUCUGAUGGUUUCCCUGGUGACUCGGGGGACUCUGGACCUGCAGGCCCACCAGGAGUGAAGGGAUCGACAGGCCGAGCGGGCAGAGCAGGACCCCCGGGACCAGGCGGAGAGCCAGGACCAAAGGGCGACACGGGGAACCCUGGCUACCCAGGAGAGCCCGGAGACAAGGGGCCCGCGGGCAAAGGCGGAGCCCUGGGCCUGAAGGGAGAAACUGGCAGGAGAGGGGACAGCGGUGUGAAGGGGGCACCUGGACUGGGGGGACUCAAGGGUGACAAGGGAGAACGAGGACCCGAGGGAGGCCGGGGCUUUACAGGAGAAGACGGAUCCAAGGGGGCAAAGGGGGACCUUGGCCUACCAGGACCGAGGGGGAAGUCGGGCCCCCAAGGGGACCCCGGAAACAACGGCACCGCAGGACACCUGGGAGACGACGGGCCGAGGGGGGACACCGGACCCCCGGGACCUAAGGGCGACCAAGGGAGAGACGGGUUCAACUACCCUGGGCCCAGAGGCCCCACGGGUGACCGGGGGGAUCCAGGCAGGAGGGGGCCGAGGGGGAGCCGAGGAGACUGCGGAGCCAAGGGAGCCCAGGGAAACGCAGGAGGGCCGGGGGACCUGGGCGAGGACGGGACGCUGGGUCAGCCCGGGAGCAGAGGACCCCGCGGGGACGCCGGCCCGGACGGUGGAGUUGGACCAGCGGGGGAUCAUGGACUCACUGAGUGCGACGUGAUGAGCUACAUCAGAGAGACGUGUGGCUGUUGUGACUGUGAGAAGCGCUGCGGGGCCCUGGACAUCGUGUUCGUCAUCGACAGCUCCGAGAGUGUGGGGCUGGCCAACUUCACCCUGGAGAAGCACUUCGUCAUCAACACCAUCAACCGGCUUGGCUCCAUGGCCAGCGACCCCGCCUCGCUCACCGGCACCCGUGUGGGCGUGGUCCAGUACAGCCACAACGGGACCUUCGAGGUGAUCCAGCUCAGCGACCCCCACAUCGACUCCAUGGGCGCCUUCAAGACGGCUGUAAAGAACCUGCAGUGGAUCGCGGGCGGCACCUUCACGCCCUCCGCAUUGAAGUACGCCUACGACCACCUGAUCCGGGACGGGCGCCGCGCCGGGGCCAGGGUCAACGUGGUGGUGGUGACGGACGGCCGCUUCGACCCCCGGGACGACGACGCCCUGCUGCCCUCCCUGUGCAGCACGGCGGGGGUGGAGGUCAACGCCAUCGGCGUGGGUGACAUGUUCGGCCAGGUGGAAGAUGACGAGAUCCUGGGCUCCAUCACCUGCAAUCGCAAGGACCGCGUCAACGGGAUGAGACGGUUCGCCGACCUGGUGGCCGACGACUUCCUGACCUCCAUGGAAACCGUCCUCUGCCCUGACCCUGUGACCGUGUGCCCAGACCUGCCCUGCCGAUCAGAGUCGGACGUGGCCCGCUGCGCCAUGCGGCCUGUGGACAUCGUCUUCCUAUUGGAUGGCUCCGAGCGGCUAGGCGAGGACAACUUCCGGCAGGUGCGGGCGUUCCUACAGGAGGUGGCGGGCACCCUGACGCUGGCGAAGGGCAAGACGGACCGCAUGCGGGCACGCAUGGCCCUGGUCCAGUUUGGCCGCGAUGCCGAGAACCACACCGCCUUCCGGCUCACGCACAACCCCGCCCUCAUCUCCGACGGCGUGGCCCGCAUGCCUUACCUGGAGACCGCCUCGAGCGUGACACCCGCCAUCCUGCACGCCAUCAACAAUGUCCUGUCGAGCGGUGGGGUACGCCAGAGCCGGCGCAACAGCGAACUGUCCUUCGUGUUCCUCACCGACGGCGUGACGGACACACAGAACCUUGACGAGGCCUUGAGCGCCAUGCGCCGUGCGCAGGUGGUCUCCACGGUGAUCGCCACAGGGAGUGACGUGGACCAGGACGUCCUGGUGACCCUGGCCAUGGGCGACCAGGAGGCCGUCUUCAAGCCCUCCGACCUCUCUGAGCCCGGCUUCUUCAGCCGCUUCAUCCAGUGGAUCUGCUGAGGGAUCCACGGGCUCAUGUACUGCUGCUACUGUUAAUCUAGCAUUGUAGAGAGGAAACAUGCUCACUAGGGGCCCUGCUAUACACUCAGGGAAUGAGUAUGUCUCUUUUAUCUUUAUUAUAGUGCUCCAGUGGUUUCAAACGGCAAGCACAUCUCUUUGUUAGAGCCCUUCUUUUCAGACACUUUAAGCGCCAAUCACCUAAGGCACCGAUUUCACUUUUACGCUUAACUGAUCGCCAUAAACCAUGUGCUAGACCCAAGUUGCGCCCUUUUCCUGUUUUGAGUUCUGAACAAGUUUUAAUGGGGAAACAUUAAAAGAUACAACUCACUCCACACCUUCAACAUUGAGAAUCUUUAUGCCUCGAGAAAUAGGCCAAAACACACCAAAAAGAAUUAGGAUCAAGCAGACAUUUCAACAUCAAAAAGAUACAAACAAAGAAGAUGAUGCCAACAGCACUAGUAGUGCAGUGGCUUGGAAUGAGCCUUGACUCCGAGCAUCUAAAGCCUAGUCUGGGUCUCGGGGUUGGGUUGGGGGACGGCUGGGAGGGGCUGGAGAUCCACCUUCUCCGCAUUCCUCCGUGAGGCACUUUAAAAGGCCCAGCCCUCGUCCUGCUCUCACAUCAUGUCCAGCUGCAUGGGAACAGAGGAAACACAUCUCUUAGGGGUCAUCACUGAAUGAAUGAAUGAAUGUCUGCACAAGGCGUAGUAACAUGACCCGUCAAAUACGAGCAUGGAGGUUGGUUUUCUAAGGCCCCUGCUGGUAGCGUGAGAGAGGUGUCUGUCCGGGCCCCUUACCAGGUCAUCCACGUCCCCGGGGUCCUCCACUGCAGGAGCCACGUCCGCAGCCUCCCUCCGCUCCUGGGCGACCAGGAACUGGCCCAAACAAACGGCAUGUGAGAAAGACUCUGCAUCCAUAACCUCUGAACUGCACUCAUAGGAACAACAAGGGCAUCUUCAGCCAAGAGGGGAUCUGGCCACGGGUGAUUACCUGCUGGGCUUCUUGUUUGGAGAAAGUGCUUCCUUCCACCUCGUCUUUGCUGAUCAGAGUGAUGGCGUCUGUCAAAAUAAUGAAUUAAGAGAUUGAUCACUACACAAUAAAACGUACUGUUAUUCCAAGAAGAGUAUACGUUUACUUUUUUAAACCAAAGAUCCUGUCCAGGGGGGAAGGAGGUGAUCUGGCCCCCACCCAGGUUUGGAGCCCACCUUGAACCAGCAGGUCCCAGAAGAUGGCCAGACCUCUGGAGGGAAUGCUCCUCUUCAGCGACUGGAGGUAGCCGUUGUACAGGUCAGCGUUCCCCAGCUGAACACACACACCACAUCCAUUAUCCAGAAACGCAUGCAAAUGCGCACACACACUAAUGAUGUCUAUUUUUUUGAAGGGAAGGUCGUUUUUUUUCAAUGAAGAUGACAUUAAAUGAAUCAGAAAUACAGUCCAGACAUUGUUAAGGUGGUAAAUGACUAUUCUAGCUGGAAACUGCAGAUUUUUUGUAGAAUAUCUACAUCCUCUGUACACACAAGUGUCCAGAGGCCCAUUUACAGCAACCAUCACUCCUGUUUUCCAAUGGUACAUUGCUAAUUAUGUUAAAAGGCUAAUUGAUGAUUAGAAAACCCUUGUGCAAUUAUGUCAGCACAGCUGAGAACUUGAAUUUGUCUGGGUGACCCCAAACUUUUGAACGGUAGUGUACGCACAGAUGACAAGAAUACAGUGAUCAGUUACACUAACCCCAAAUAAAAGUUGUGUAAAACAAAAUGGAGGCCUCAGGAAUGUUCUGACAGCUGGCUGUAUUCCACUCUCGGGCCAUAAUG